Messenger RNA from Didymodactylos carnosus, 225 nucleotides. The record is from the annotation of a GenBank genome assembly. Lineage: Eukaryota; Metazoa; Rotifera; Eurotatoria; Philodinida; Philodinidae.
AUGAGAGAAAGUCCCAGUCUAGAGAAAACUUUAUUGGAUGGUGGACUUUAUCCAUAUGGUGGAUAUGGUUAUACGGGUCCUCAAAAUAGUACUGAAUUAUAUGAUCCAUCGGCUCGUGCUUGGAUAUCGACGGGAAACAUGAAUGCUGCGCUAGGUUAUCACACAGUGUCGACAUUACCAAAUGGACAAGUAUUAGUUGCUGGUGGUCAGAGUCACGAGACGUAA